Messenger RNA from Batrachochytrium dendrobatidis JAM81, 924 nucleotides. RefSeq lists its product as uncharacterized. The transcript has 4 exons. The coding region runs from base 1 to 924 and encodes 307 amino acids. The record is from RefSeq and is a predicted model, not a curated record. Gene Ontology annotation, molecular function: protein binding. NCBI's taxonomy places the organism in Eukaryota, Fungi, Chytridiomycota, Chytridiomycetes, Rhizophydiales.
AUGAACAAACCCACCCAACCAUUUAGUAGUCAUAGACCAAUAGGUUAUAAAAGCCCAAUUUAUGCAGCGGCCAUUCAAGACCAUUUAUCAAGACUACAUCUUGUUUCUGGUCAUGCUUCAUCUGUAUCGUUUUUACCUCCUAUUCCUGGUAUCUCGACCAAACGAGUCAAACCCAAAUACACAUUGAAUACACGCCAACGACAGCUUGAAAAAUGGCACAAGGAUGCAAAGCGAAUACAACACGAUCCAAACCUAUCUCAACCUAUUUCCAAAAAGGAUAAACUGUUGGUAGAAGAGAAUGGAUUUGAUCGUGUGUUGGAUGCUCCACAAAAGCCCUUCACGCUUGGUAGUAUUUUGUUAUCAUGUUCACAUAUAUUUCAUAAAAGCUGUCUCGAGUCUUAUGAGCGACAUGUACAAAUGAAAUGCUGUCCAUUGUGUAGGGAUACAACUUAUCAAAAGAUGUUGACUGCUGAAGGCCGUCGAGCGUGUCGACGUAUCAGUGCAAUCAAGAUACAAAAAACGUGGCGGAUGUGGAAAUGCCGCAAAGCAUAUUUAGAGUAUCAACAACAUCAUCCACCAAAACAUCCCAAACUGCUUAAAACCUAUCAUCUCAACAAGAUUCAACUAUCGACAUUAGAUUGGGAUCAAGUGUAUAUUAAAGCGUGUCAACUCGAGACAGAUUGUUGCGCAAUAUGUAUUAUGCCACUCAACCCAACAAAAACGUCAGACACCGCAUCCAAACAGAUUCCAAAAAAACGUCACAGACUAGGGUUACUAAGCUGUGCACAUAUGUUUCAUUGGGUAUGUUUGGAGCGACUGGAGCGAUUUGAUAUUGAUCGUAAAGUGCAUGUAUGUCCAGUAUGUCGUAGACAUUACGAAAAGCUAGAAAUUCAAAUGGAUUCAAAACAAGAAACUUUGAUAUAA